AGGGAAUGCAUAGAAAUUCUGGGUAAAACUUCAGCAAGUCUUAAAGCCGAGGUGGAGAAGAAAACCGGGGAUCCCAGUCGCUUUCCGGAAGACAUUGAAAGCUUGGUUGAUAUAAAGGGAAUUUUCAAAAUACAGCUCAGGAAGAAGAAAGGUGAGGAAAAUGCCUAUAAUGAUGGGAUUUCUCUAGGGGUAGUCAGCAUCAUAAGAGAUCCUAAUGUUAUCUCAAUGUAUGAGAAGAAAGAGCACUUGGAAACUAAUGAAAUUGAUGAGAGUACACCAGAAAAGAUUGGUUCAAAUGCAAAUUUAGGAGAAACCUCCAUCAGAGAAAAAUCAACUGUCAGUAAGGGCAAGGGGAAACGAAUUUCGGC
Molecule: messenger RNA, 368 nt
Organism: Cuscuta europaea
Lineage: Eukaryota; Viridiplantae; Streptophyta; Magnoliopsida; Solanales; Convolvulaceae
Source: the annotation of a GenBank genome assembly